GCUGACAAGAACAUGGAGUCGGAACGAGGCCGUCGAAGGAAGACGGUACGACGACAAGUAAGAAAGCGAGGAGGCCCGGCGGUUUGACCAUCCGCGAAGGACAAGCCAUGGGUGGAGGAUAUUCGGCUCAUCCAGGCGUUGCGGCCACGAGAGAACCUUCGGGGAAAUCCAAAAGGAAAGUGGCAGCUAAAGAAGGCGAUGGCCAGAAGAAACCUCGAAGGAGGAAGACUGCUGAGGCGGCGAGCGGUGGCGAACAGGCUGUCGGUGGGCAGUAUAACGAGCGGAACGAUAACGGUGAUAUUGUGGAGAAGGAGUUCCCUGUCCAACUGCUCAUCGACCCCAUGAAGGUCUGCGACAUCCCGCCUUGGGAAAGUUAUUACAACCAUUGCAGUCUCAAUCGCGAAAAUGUAGACGACAUCAAAGCUGCGAUGCUAAGUCAGUUCCACGAGGAAAAGGGGAAGGUCUGGACGAAAAACCCUUUGGUUCUGGCACCCAUCUACAAGCCGGUGACGCAUAGGCCGGAGAAAGCUGACAGGGUUCACAAAGAUGUCUUCAAGCCAGAGGACAAGGACAAGUACUACUAUUACCCUCUCAACGGACAACACACCGUGGCUGCUGUGAAGGAGUUGGUGGAUGAGCCAAUAUUCGAUUUGUGGAAGAUGCACUCGUGACCGGCGAGAGUAGUGUGGUUCUCCGACGAAGAGUUUGCGGGGUAUGUGCAGGUCAGUCUCAACGAGAACACGAGACACAAGAUGUCUAAGCAGC
Molecule: messenger RNA, 765 nt
Organism: Chara braunii
Lineage: Eukaryota; Viridiplantae; Streptophyta; Charophyceae; Charales; Characeae
Source: the annotation of a GenBank genome assembly